ACCUGUGUGCCUGGGGCUGGGCACACAUGUCCCUGGGGUGUCCCUAUCCGCUUGGGCUCCCAGUGCCAUGAGCUCAACCUCUGCUGGGGCUGAAUCCUGCCAGCAGCAGGAGGGCAGAGCCGCCUGCAUUGCCCAGCCCUGCAAGGAGGGGAGGUCAGGCUGGGGCAUGAGGGUGAUGUCUGCCAGGGCUCUUUGCUUUCUCCAGUGGGAACCAGUCGAGUCAGCGGGUGAGGAGCAGUGUCACUGGGCAAGUAGGGGACAUGUGUGACACACCGGGCUCUGGGAGUGGCUCCCAGCCUGGCCAGCCAUGAGCAGCUCCUGCGGGAAGGCAGCAGACACGGGGAGAUGGACCCUGAGACAGGGCAAGGGCUCAUCGGUGUGCUCAUCUUGGGCAUCGGGCUGGCCUUGCUGAUCCUGAUCAUUUCUGGCUACACCGUUUUCCUUUGCUACCAGCAGGGCUGGUGCUGGUGCUGGUGCAGGCCUGACUUCAUCUUCAACCUCUACCAUGGCUGCAGGCUGAGGUCGGUGGCAGUAGAGCUGGCACCUCCGUUCAGCAUCAGUGCCUCUGUGAGCCAGGCAGGGAAUGGCUACGUGCGCUUCCACGAGCAGGGGCUGUGAGCAGCAGGGCAUGGUCCUGCUCCUUGUGCGUGGGAUCCCAGCCUCAUGGAGGUCCUGCAGAGCCUGGAGCAGCGUGCACGGGGCCUUCCAGUGGUGGCUAAACGACAGGAGAGCUUGAAGGCUUUUCUGGAGGCUCUGCAAACCCAUGUGAUGAAGUGUGAUUCGUCUUGAGAAGAGGAAUUUCCCAAUGGGGAGCUGGUGUAAAGGUCAUGCAUAAAAUGUACAAGAGAAACUGAGAGUAUUUGGACACCACAAAGCCUUGGUUCACAGAGCACAAAUCCUGGGCAUCCUGCAGCAACCAGGAGCACCCAGGUCUUGGCAGGGAGGUGGCAGCAGCCCUGCUCCAUGGCUGUGCCCAGCUAGGCUUUGUUUUCCUGGGUGGCAGCUGAUGCUCCAUCACCUGCUGUCAGCCCCUGAGUCACAGCUGGCAGGGACAGAAUUUGGAAAUGCUGAGAUGAGGUGCAGCCCAUCACACACAGCCCAUAUUUCAUGUAAAGACAUGAAAAACAAAAGUAGUGGGACCAGAAAAUGAGGAAGGAGGGAACCUGCUGGAAAAGACAAACUGCAGUCCGUCAUGUGGCUUGUGAUUUAGGGGAAAACAAAACAGUCUGAGGAGAAAGGACCGCAGCUGGAGGUUCAUUCUGAAAGCCUCAGGAGCAGUGCAGCCACCUCAGCACUGCCAGGUAUUGUGUUAGGGACAGCACCACGGGGUGCAGACCUGGCACAUGUGGGUGCUGCUGAGGAUGCUCCUCCUGCUGCUGCUCUUCUAUCCCCUCCAAAACACUGCUCGGCUGUGGCUGCUCUGCUACCUUCAUCUCAAAGCAUUUCGGGGAAACCACAGCUGAGCUCUGCACUCACCCUGGGUGCUGCUGGCCAUCAGAGCACUGUGAUAAAACCGGAGAGAAAAGAGCAGACUUUCAGCCUUUCAACUCUUGCAGUGUUGGGUGGAGAGGUUUUGAGUUCAUAGGUCAAAUCAGCACUCAAAAGUACUGCUGAGUUUCCUUUCCAUCUUAAAAACAAUUGACUAAGCUUUGCAUAGUGUUUUUACCAACCUGGAAAGCACCUGAGUCAAAGAAGCACCGCAGCUUUUCUCCAGAAGCUGUUCCUGAGAGGGCAUCCGUAGCACUGGGAGCAACAGGUGCCCCAGCUCCACUCCUGCUCUUUCUACAGAGCCACCUACGGAGAGUGAGUUCCAGCAAGGCAUCAUUCCUGGAGCUGCAGAGCUGCCUCCUGAGAGCUGCAACUCAGAAGUGUCAGAGCUGGGGCACUGGGGGCAACGUUGUUCCCUCUGCUUUACACCCUGCAGGGCAUGGCACAGGGCAGCUGCAGAAAGCAGCCAAAUGCUCUCAGUUCUGUGUGUGCAAACAGGAGAGGAUGGUGCUGCAUGCCAGGGGUUGCUCAGAAACCCUAGAAAUGAACAUCACCCACUGAGAAAUUUAUGUUGAAAGUGGACUUGUCAGGCAGGGUGCAGGAAAAGGUCUGCUCCAGCCAGGCCUUGCUGGAGGAAAAUGGGGAAUGUAGUGUGCCCAGGAGCAGGGGGUCAGGUGGGCAGCCCUGGACAGGUGGAGGGAUGGAGUUUCCCCACCCCAAGCUGGGCCAAUGAAAUGGGGAGGGCUUUAGGCUUGGCACGCUACAAGCUGGGAUGUCCCUGCUGGUCCCUGCCAUCUCUAAGAACAAAGAUGACAUUUCACAUCCUUUCCAAUGAGGUAUUGUGACACUUCGAUCACCCUGACCCCACACACGAGGGGUUUUGUGUUGAGGGACAUGGUUUAGUGAGUACAUUGGUGAUAGGUGGAUGAUUGGACAGGAUGAUCUUGAAGAUCUUUUCCAACCUUGGUGAUUCUGUGAUUCUGUGAUUCUGUGUUCUGUUGCUGGGGCAUACGCCCCCUGCAAUCCCCAUCCAGGACAGAACUGCGAGUGAUCAAGCUGCAGAGAGGAGCUAUUGGCAGCCCCAAUGCCUGGCUGCCCAGCUGGCACCCACUCUCCCCAUGGCCAACCCUCACCUCACCAGCCUUUAUCCAUAGCCACGUUCCUCCCAGGGCGCAGAGGCAGGUGUUUUGCACGCUGUGCCUGCAGCAGUUGGGAAACAGGCAGCGGUGGAGCUGGGCAGCAGGUCCGACUGGUUUCCUCCGUGCUGGCACUGACGUACAAACCCGCUCACCAAACAGAUCCUGCCCCGUCCCCGCGGACCUGACCUCGCUCCGCAGCAGGGAAUGGCUGUGCCGGAGCUGUGAUUCCCAGCCCAGCCCCGCAGCGGCCCAUGGAAGGGAAAAUCUCUCCGACCACGGCAUCGCCCAGCUCCCUCCAUGCCUCCGCAGCCAGCAGCAUCUUCAGCAUCCGGCCCCCGCAGCCUCGGGAGAACGUCCUUGGCAUCAGCUUCAAGCCCUACAGCCCCGAUUCCAUCCCGGCCCCGGUCCCGUGCACGGCCUGUGAGAGCACACGAUCCUCCAUGUUCAGAGCUCCCUGCAUGAGCCAGCGGCGGCUCGCGCUCAUCUUCUGCGUCUCCGUCCUCAUCGUGCUGAUCGUCGCCCUCAUCCUGCUGUUUAUGUUCUGGCGGUCGCAGACCGGCAUCGUGUACAAGGAGCCCGCCGAGACCUGCAAGGACAACCCGGUGCGCUGUGACGGCGUGGUGGACUGCUCCCAGAGGAGCGACGAGCUGGGCUGCGUGCGGUUCAGCUCCGACCGGUCCUUGCUCCACGUUUACUCCAGCGCUGAGAGCCAGUGGCUCCCGGUAUGCAGCAGCGCCUGGGACGAGUCCUUCUCUAGAAAGACCUGCCGGCAGCUGGGCUUCCAGAAUGCGUCGCAGACAGAAUACAUCCCCCUGCACGUCUCUGGCAAGAGCCUCACGGUGACAGAUGAGCGGGACACCAUCCAGCAGAGCCUCAACAGCUCCCAGUGUUUGACAGGGAAAUUCGUCUCCCUGCGGUGUACAAGUAAGCGGGCUGUCCAGCAAGGCAGGAGGACAAGGGCAGCGUGUGGGCAGAGGAUUUCAGGCCGAAUCAUCGGAGGGAAGGAAACCUCGGUGAGCAAAUGGCCCUGGCAGGUCAGCGUGCAGUACGGACCCGUCCACAUCUGCGGUGGUACCAUCAUCGAUGCGCAGUGGGUGCUCACCGCCGCGCACUGCUUCUUCAUGAACAGCAUGAAGAUCCUCGAUGACUGGAAGGUGUACGGCGGGGUGUCGGACCUCAAGCAGCCCAUGGAGGGCAUCCCCGUCUCCCAGGUCAUCAUCAACUCCAACUACAGCGAUGACCACGACGACUAUGACAUUGCUCUCAUGAAGCUCUCCCGGCCGCUGACGCUCUCAGCUCAGGUUCGACCAGCCUGCCUCCCCAUGCAUGGCCAGCGGUUCCAGACCGGCAGGUCCUGCUUCAUCACCGGCUUUGGGAAAACCAGGGAGAACGAAGCUCUGCAGAAGGUGUGCGAGAAGCAGCAGCUUGCUCCCUCCUACAGCGGGGGGCCGAGGCUGGCCCUGCCCGACGGCUCCUCCUGCCUUGCAGAUAACACCUCCCCAAAGCUGAGGGAGGCAGAAGUCAAACUCAUCGACUACAAGAUCUGCAACAGUGACAAGGUGUACGAGGGCUACCUGACCCCGCGCAUGAUGUGCGCUGGGUACCUGCAGGGGGGGAAGGAUGCGUGCCAGGGGGACAGUGGGGGGCCCCUGGUGUGCGAGGACAACGGCCGCUGGUACGUGGCUGGCGUGACGAGCUGGGGGACGGGAUGCGGCCAGAAGAACAAGCCUGGGGUUUACACACGUGUGACGAAACUCCUCGGCUGGAUCUACAGCAAAAUGGAGAGUGAGAACAACUGAAGCCAGGCUGGAACCUGUGCAGCAGCACCGGCUGGCACCGGCCCCUUGCUCCCCCUGCCACCAGGGCACGGUGUACCAGCUGCUGUCCCUGCUCCUCUGGGCUGCUCAUGCAAUUGGGGACCUGCAGCUGCCUGGACUGUGACAAUGCAGCACUUGCAGAACACCUCGGUCCUGCUGAGGACAUGGAGAUGUCUCUGUCCGGGGCUCAGUCUGUGCUGGAUGUGCCCACUUGGAGCUGCCGUCUCAGCUGUGGCCUGCAAACAGAGUUGCCAGGACCGUGUGUCCUUGAAUGUGGGCACAACCAGAAGAUGUGGGGCUGCUGCCCAUCCCUGCAACUGGAAGCCAGGAGCAGAAAGCUGCAGGUGCCUGUGGUGAGUGAGCCCCUUCCUCUGCUCGCUGCAGGCACAGCUGAGCAAAGGGGAGCCCCAUGGGGCAGCUGAAGCACCUGCUGGGAGGAGGAACGGUGGUUGCUCUCACAUUUGCAUAUGGAUUUAGGAAGUGUUUUUUAAAUGAAGUGCUUCCCCAGCAGAGAAACACCCAUUUAUUUAUUUUUCUAUGCCCUGGAAGCACACACUACUGGGACUUUGUGCAGCCACUCUCAGCUCCCUGCCUGCCCUGGGCAGGGGUUGGGCAGCAGUGUAGGGCUGUUCUUAUCCUGGGGGUAGCAGGGCUGUUCUGUGACACAUGACAGAAGCCAGCAGCAGGUGAAGCUCAGGACAGAGCAAGAUAUAGAGUAGCACCCAGCCCCAUGCUAGCCCCAGCAUCUCCCAGCUCCGUGGCCAGUGCCAGGUGCCGGAUUUCUUUGUCUCAGCGCUGCACGCAGUCCAUAGAGGACACACAAAUGCCCGUGUCUCAGAGCAGAUGUGUCGAGGUGCGUGCACGCUGGAUGGAGGCAGGCUGCUGCUCUGCUGAGGCUGUACCCCAAGCUGCAGGGGGUCCUGGUGCUCUUGGCUACCCCACACUGUUCUCAAUAAAUGUUUCAGUAGUGCU
Molecule: messenger RNA, 5416 nt
Organism: Meleagris gallopavo (turkey)
Lineage: Eukaryota; Metazoa; Chordata; Aves; Galliformes; Phasianidae
Gene: TMPRSS13
Product: transmembrane serine protease 13
Biological process (GO): proteolysis
Cellular component (GO): membrane
Molecular function (GO): protein binding; serine-type endopeptidase activity
Source: RefSeq, a predicted model, not a curated record